AGCCGCGUCCGGACAACAAGAUGGCGGCGGGCCUGAGGGCGGUGAGGCGCUGGGGACUGGUGGCGGCAGCACCCCGCCUUGCUUUUACUCGUUCUGCAUCUGUUGUGAAAAAAGUGAAUAAUGGCCAACCAAGCUGGCUGGGAGUUGGCAUGGCGUUUGGCACCAGUGCUGCUGUGUGGGCUUUUCUUAUCAAGGAGCAUAAUGAAGAUGUGAUGGAAUAUGAAAAAAGACAACAAAAGAGAAGACAUAAGUGUACAGGAUGUUCAUAGUUGAUGACAUGGUCACAAAGAGAUGUGCACUACAGAGCAAAGUGUACAUGGUCGUUGUCCUACAAAUAAACGAGCACAGAAGAAGUAAAAAGUUAUCUAAUUACUUGUAUGUUCAUACAUUUCAUGUGCAUAAUUAAAAAUAAAUUAUAAAGUCUGGAAGAAACCUGAAACUA
Sturnus vulgaris (Common starling) is the source of this 442-nucleotide messenger RNA. RefSeq names its product NADH:ubiquinone oxidoreductase subunit C1 (gene NDUFC1). Gene Ontology annotation, cellular component: mitochondrion; respiratory chain complex I. The record is from RefSeq and is a predicted model, not a curated record. Lineage: Eukaryota; Metazoa; Chordata; Aves; Passeriformes; Sturnidae.